Molecule: messenger RNA, 1031 nt
Organism: Macadamia integrifolia
Lineage: Eukaryota; Viridiplantae; Streptophyta; Magnoliopsida; Proteales; Proteaceae
Product: ubiquitin-conjugating enzyme E2 D1-like
Exons: 3
Coding region: 213-830 (205 amino acids)
Source: RefSeq, a predicted model, not a curated record
AAAGAUUACUUGUGAAGCUUCCUUGUUCCUUCUUGAUUGACUUGGCGGUCAAUAUGUCUCUCUCUGUCUAAAGUAUUUUCUCUCUCUUUGCCAGUUUCUGUUUUAACUUCAUCAGGAGUGGGAGAGAAAGAAACAUCCUCCUUGUUCUCAUAUUCAACUAACCCUUUUACAGAAUUUCAACUUUUUUAAGUUCCAAGCUAAAUUUACAUCAAAUGGAAGAAGAAGAAGAAAAAGAAGAGUUAAAGAAGCCAUUGUUUCCGAUGAGUAUUGAUUCAGAGUUCAACAAUUUAUCCUUAGAGUCUACUUCUGCUUCAGAUGAUACAGAAAUGGCUCAAUUAAGUUUUGCAACUACCAUAACACAUUCUCCAGUGAUAAAAAGUGAGUUUGCAACAUACAGACUCAAGCAUGAGCUUGAAAUAAUAAAAGAGGAUCCUUUCACUCAUUGCAGUUGUGGACCUGAAGGUGAUGAUAUCUUAAAAUGGCAAGCAGCAAUAAUGGGGCCUCCCGAUACCCCAAUUGAGGAUGGCAUCUAUUUUCUCUCUAUCGAUAUCCCUGAAAAUUAUCCCUUCAGUCCCCCAAAGAUCAAGUUUCAGACAAAGAUCUUUCAUCCAAGCAUUGACGAAGACGGAAACAUCUAUGUUGAUAUACUAGAAGAAGAUGGAUGGACCCCUGCCAUGUCUAUCAUGUCGUCGUUAAUCUCUAUAUGGUCUAUUCUUCCAGACCCAUCCAUACUUGACCCUUCUGGUCCUUUGGCUGAUCUUGACAGUGUGGAAAGGAAGAACUUUGACAAGAAAGCAAGGGAAUGGGCAUUUAAGUAUGCAAUGGUCUAAAGACCUUGAUUCUCCCUAGUUCUUUUGGUGAACAUACUUUGUAGAGCAUUACAUCAUACUCUUGACUAGCAUGUAAAGCUUUUUAGAUUUGCUUUGAGGGUCAUCUGAAAUACAUAUUGAGAGGAUGAUAAUAGUGUUUUGACACAUUAUACAGUUUUAUCAUUCUAUCAUCCAAAUUUUGAGUAUGUUGUUGUGACUUAA